UCAUCGAGCUCAGCGACUCGGACGCCCAGUUCGUGAACAUCCUUUCAGCGAGCGUCGACAACGGCAAGCUCACCAAGACUCCCGAGGGCACAUUGCAGGCCGUGGACAAAGGCGAGUGCCUAAGCGAGUGCAGCGGGUCCAGCCAGGGCGAGGUAGCCGAUGCGGAACUCGCAGCCCAACCGCUGCACCGGCCGAGAGGACGCGAACCAGACUUGCAGUUCCCCUCGUCUUUCUGGCUGCAGUUCGUCGUCCUCCUUCAUCGUAUGCUGCAGCAAACAACGAGAAAUAAGACGGCCAUGCGGAUCCAGUUUGCCCAUCACACCAUGUGCUCCCUGAUGGUGGCCAUCCUGUACUUCAACGUGGCCCGUGACGGCUCACAGUUCUUCACGCACAUGAAGUUCUCCAUCGGCCUCGUCUUGUUCUACACCUACACACACGUCAUGGUCCCCGUCCUCGUGUACCCGUACGACGUAAAGCUGUUUAAGAAGGAGCACUUCAAUCGGUGGUACAGCCUCAACGCCUACUACGCGGCCCUGUGUGUAGCCAAGAUGCCCAUACAGUUUGUGCUGUCCACCUACUUCCUGUCCAUCAUCUACUACUUUUCCGGACUUCCGCUCGAGUUUGACCGCUUCGCCAUCAUGGCGCUGACGGGCAUCCUCAUCUCGCUGGUGGCUGAGGGCAUGGGCCACUCCAUCGGUGCUGUCUUCAGCGUGACGAACGGCUCGGCCGUGGGCCCCAUGCUGAUCGCGCCCUUUAUGGGGCUGGCGGUGUACGGCUUCGACUUCGCGCCGCAGAUCCCGUGGUACAUCAACGCACUCAUGAAGACGUCCUUCCUGCGGUCGGGCGUGGCCGCCUUCGUGCUGACCAUGUUCGGCUUCGGCCGGGAGACGCUCGACUGCAACGAGUUCUACUGCCACUUCAAGAAUCCGCGGUACGUGCUCCGCUUCCUCGACGUGGAGCACCAGAGCGCCUGGGGCGAGAUUGGCAACCUCGUCAUCCUGGGCGUCUUCUACCGCCUCACCUUCUGGGUCGGCCUGCGCUGGCGGACCUCCACGUGAAGUGCGCCGUGUUGAUAUCAUAUGACUGCAGACGAAAAAAAGUCACCCUACCCGCAGACAAAUAAGGGGAAUAUAGUUCGACUUGGAUUAGCUGCGCUUGCGUUAGAUUUAAGACAAUCGUGAUAAAUCUGUGUUCUCGGUAAUAGUGUUAAUGCCAGCCAACGCAGGGUAUACUUUUAGUCAGUCCCGAAGACUGUCUGAACCAGCGGGUGUAAAGAGCAUUCUCCCUCCGUCCUCGCUCUUUUCUCUCUAGCACAGGGUCACACGUGAUCUUGUUGCCAAAAGCCGGGCCAGAACUAUUCAACACUCCGUGUGAACAAAUUUAAGUCGAGGCAUGUUUAAAAUGUUGUGAACACGCUGGCCAGACCAGUCUUUAAAUUUGGUGGCAACUGUACCGCACGCAGAACCGCAGGUGUGUUGCCUAUUCGCUAGGGGCCAUAAGGCGCUAUUAUUCGAGCAGACGUGAGAAGACGAUCGGCUGAGCGGCCAGCGCGUAUGCAUGAGGCACAGUGCACCCCAAAAAAGGAGGCUCUGGCAAACUACCCGGUACCUUUUAAUUCACUUCUAAUACCACCACAUAUCAGUACAAUAUGUCUGAAAUAGACCGUCCACUUUUGUAGGUAUAGUGAAGAACAUGCAGACGUGCGAGCGGGUUUGCCCACCGUCCUCACUGUCCGGGCGAGUAAGAUGGGAUCCUCCAGAAAUGCCGUCCAUUUUUUUUGACAGAAUCAUUGGGCAAAAUACGGGAGCUGGGCGCCUGCAAGACUCAGGGUAGGCCACUCCGCAGUACUCGCAUGCAUAGAAGGCGAGAUUUUGCCUACCUAACAGGCGCUCCGAGAGUCCGGACGUACUUUCUGGGUGAUCCCCAAGCAACCCGACUGUACUGCAUGUGGUACAUCAUAAUUUUUAAAGUAAGCGGAGCUUUUUACCCCCUCGGGAUGAACAAGAACAGCUGGCGAGUUCAUCGCCCGGCACCCGGUCCCUGGUUGUGAAGUGAUGUCAACAUGAAUUCAAUUGAACCGAGGUACUUGUGUGUGUAUGUGUUUACCAGUACCAGCCAGUCAGUUCACUCAAUAACACGUCCAGUCGGUGGGUGGGUCAUCUUUCUGGCCAUCGUCGUGGUCAACAUGGGUGUCCAAAAAUUUCUAGGAAAUUUGGCAAAACAAAUUUUGUUAUAUCUCUUAAAGUUUUGAUGUCCAGUUUUAUUUUUUCAAAUUUUUCUGGAAAUAUUUCAAUUUUUGCCGUUUUUUCUUGAGAAAUUUCCAACCUUUUUUCCGGAAAAAAAUCAGACUUUUCAAUCUGCAGCCCAAAAACAUAGGGCGCCGCGACGCCACCACGGCCUGCUCAGCGGCCAGCGGCCCGAGUGACGCGGUCACAACAAGUAAGGCGGCCGGGCGCGGCUGCGCGGCCAGGGUCACGGCCGCCUCAAAGGUCCCGCCGCCGCAUACCCGGAACGCAUGCCGCGGCUCCGCGUUCGUACUACGCGGCCACGCGGCGCGACCGAAGGAGGAGGCGAACUGUACAAAAAAAAAGUAAAUCACGGUCACUGUCACCCACACGAAAAGUAACUGUUAAUUUAGUCCACUACGACCAAGCGGACUUUCAGCACCCCUUUCACCACGAGAACCCGCGUAAUGGAAAUGCACGUAUUGAAAACUAAUGGAAAAAUUCCCGCUGAUUCGAGUUAAAAUUAGCGGGACUUUUUCCGUAAAAUUUUCAUCUACCUUGCCACUAUCGUGUUUGCAUGGGCUCCUAUUGGAAGAUUGAAACAGAAAAUCUGUAAUCUGUGCAAAGGGGUCGUUUGGUAGGGGAAUUCGGAGAUAGCUUCAUGGUUCUACACUAGAAUCUGAUAUCUGAUUUUUCACAGUGCAGGCUUCUGGCACGUGGAUGAUAUCUCACCUCAACCGCGCAUAGUGCUGUUAAAAGGCGCGAGAUUUAUUUUGGGACGUCGAGUGUUAUCUGACCUUUGGAUUGUAUGAAGUCGCCUUUUCGGCGCCAAAGGAAAAGAAUGCGGCCAGAAUAAACGACGCCAUUUGACCUCCUGCUGCGUGUCCUUUCGCUUGUCCGUCCCGUCCACUCCGAGCCGUCGUAAACAGAGGCAGCAGAGGCGCCUUGCGCCUUUGGAAUUGGUUGGUGCGAUUGGGGAGGGGGGGGGGGGUUCUAGCGCAGGGUCAUUGCCGCGCAGGGCUUGCUGUCGCCUGAUGCCGAGGCCCCCCUCCCCACCCCUCGAGUCUUCCCGCGUUAUCGAAAGAGUUCUGGGCCGGGAGAUGUUGCGCCGAAUCAGGCGAGAUAGGUCAGUGUAUGGGGGGCGGAGUAUAGGAAAUGCGCGCGCAUAGUCCAAUGGCUGUGGGCUGUGGGCGGAAUGCUUCCUCUCCUUCACCCGUGGCUGUACCACACAGAUCAAGAGAAAAAAACAACACUCACUCUGUUGAAUCAACACUGUGAAACCUUGCGAACCAUUUGUUCGUUUUACAACUCGCGUAGUGUAUAACGUUGCGAAGCAUGGCGAGUGGUGCAGGCUGUAAAUUAAUGAUAGUUUUUUAAAACCUCUCGUAUUCGGGAGUAAAGUGAAAUGUGAUAUGUAUAUUUUUACUACUUUACCAAGAACCUCGUUUCCCGGUGGUGGAGAACGUUGCAAGUGGAUUGAUUUAGUUCGAUUCUCUUCAUUAGUUCAUUCAGUCACCCUUCUCUUUCUUCGCAAGUAUGUAUGAGAUGACACGAUAAAAACCAACGCACUGAUUUCCAAGCAGCUCGAGUAACAAAAAAGAAAAGAAAAUCAUAGCAUUGAUUUCAUUUGAUUCUCAAAAGUGUUGCUUUGUUUUACCCCGACUGGCGUGGAAAUCAGUUCGAAGCCAGUUCGGUUUUAACAUCGUAUAUGAUACAAAACAUUAUUCUCGCAGCAAUUACCAGUUUCCGACUAAAAUUGUCCUUUUCUUUAUCUCUUUUACAUAAUACUGCCAAAGAUAGGAGGGUCUCGGAAUCAACUUUCGCUAAUCUUAGUUAAUUAUAAAAACCACUAGGAAUAAGGUCUUUUGAGUACUCGUUCGACUUCAACGAGAACUGGAGACACCCUGAUUGUUGCUCAACUAGCUGGUCUUACAAAAUCUACCACAUAGUUAGUUAAGUUUAUUAAUUGUACUUGUUUAAUAUACUGAUUGUACCUCCAUUCGCUAAAUAAUAAUAAUAAAGAAACAUACAAAAAAUGUUGUAGAAAAAUUACAAAAAUGAAGUAAUAAUAACGACAGAAACCCCAAAA
Molecule: messenger RNA, 4314 nt
Organism: Frankliniella occidentalis (western flower thrips)
Lineage: Eukaryota; Metazoa; Arthropoda; Insecta; Thysanoptera; Thripidae
Product: ATP-binding cassette subfamily G member 4
Exons: 6
Cellular component (GO): plasma membrane
Molecular function (GO): ABC-type transporter activity
Source: RefSeq, a predicted model, not a curated record